AAGCCAAUCCAAUCCUACUACUAUCCAACAAAGGCCGCUUGCUUCUCCGCCGUCUCCGCUGACACCGGAGCCACUGUAGCUGCGCCACCGUACACCGUACUGCAGUGCGUGCAGGGAAGAGACUUAAUCGCUAAAUCGCAGACACUGCCCAAAAAUCGUACAAGAAAUAUUGCUUCGAACAAAAACAAACCAUGGAAGGUCUUCGAGCUGUGUCUUCGAAGGAGGAGCUAGACGAAAUAGCCUCGAAAACUAGUGAUAAGUUGGUUGUGCUGUACUUCCGUGCGGACUGGGCUCCGCAGUGCAAACAGGUAGAUGACCUGAUGCCCGACCUGGUGAAAGACAAGGAGCUAGAUCGGACGUCUUUCUAUAAGGUGGAUGCAGAGCAGGUGCAAGAACUGAGCCUCAAGUAUGGAGUUGCCUCUGUGCCAUCAUUUGUCAUCUUAAUGAAUGCAGAGCGCAUCGAGAAGGUUGAAGGCGUCAACAUGCCCGAGCUGGUGCGCAAGCUAAAGCUCCUCCAGAGUCGAGUUGACCUGCCUCCACUUGCGUCAAACAAGAAACAGGAGUUGUUGAAGGAGCUACGAGCCAUCACGGGACAAGCACCUUGCAUGCUAAUCAUGGAAGGUACUCCUGACGCACCCACUGGAGCACAAAACACCGAGGCAGUGAGCCUCUUGAAAAAGCUUGGCAUUCAAUACCAUCACUUCAACAUCACGAGCAAUGCUGCUCUGCAUCAGCAACUGCUCGAGUACAUUGCACGCAAGCCUGCAAGUUGCUACCCUUUGCUCUUUGUUGAUAAUGAGUUUGUUGGCGGCAUUGACGAGAUGAGGAAGCUGGCUGAAAGUGGUCGUCUGGCCGAACUCUGCUCGCAGCAAGAUCUGACUCGGAGGCUGGAGCAACUGAUUCGCAAGGCACCAGUCAUGGUGUUCAUGAAGGGGAGCCCCGAAGCUCCUCGUUGUGGUUUCAGCAGGACCCUGAUGGACAUCUUCAAGCGAACCCAGGUUUCCUUCGACAGCUUUGACAUCCUGACGGACGAGGAAGUGCGACAAGGACUGAAGAAGUACUCCAACUGGCCCACAUACCCUCAGGUGUAUGCCAAGGGAUCCCUCGUAGGUGGUCUGGACAUCAUAAAGGAGCUGGACGAGGCUGGCGAGCUGGCUGCUGCUUUGAACCCUUAACUUCAAGAGGUGCUCUUUUUCCAUCCAAAUAAACUUCCCAUAUUCCAUUGUA
Molecule: messenger RNA, 1227 nt
Organism: Ixodes scapularis (black-legged tick)
Lineage: Eukaryota; Metazoa; Arthropoda; Arachnida; Ixodida; Ixodidae
Product: glutaredoxin 3
Exons: 10
Coding region: 192-1175 (327 amino acids)
Source: RefSeq, a predicted model, not a curated record